AUGGAUGGAGAGUCAUGGAGAGGAAAAGAGGUAGUGGUGGACUCGCAUGCUGUUGGCGCUGCUGUGGUGGACUCGCAUGCUGUUGGCGCUGCUGAACCUCUUGCCACUCGCACCCAUGCGUUCCACCUCAUCCUCUUCCCCCCCCUCACCCCCUCCUCUCCCCCUCCGCCCUGCACAGGUCACCAGCAGCGCCCGUCGCUAGGAGCGCCGUUCAAUGCGCACAGCCCACUGGACUCGCAUGUGCCCGGAGGCUUACCUGCUCUCAAGGCCAGGUGGCAAGCCCUCCUGCACCAGGUGCGGGUGUGUGACAGCAGCAACUACCUAAAGGCCUUUCAGGUGCGGUUGUGUGACAGCAGCAACUACCCAAAGGCCUUUCAGAUUCGCGUGUGUGACAGCAGCAACUACCUCAAGGCCUUUCAGGCAUCGGACGUGCUAGUGGUGGUCGGAUGGUCCUCUGACCUGCUGCCCUUCGCCCGCCGCAACAACAACAUCACCGUCGCUGCGCCUGCUGACGGCACCCUCCUCUUUGCCGACCUAUGGGCCGUGCCCGCUACAGCCCGCUACAACAUCCCCAAGGCUGCCUGGCGCAACCGCGGGCCCUCGCCACUCAUCGGGCAGUGGAUGAAGUUUUGCCUGCAGCCCGCCCGGGCAGUGCCCCUGGAGCGGGAAAUCUUCUCGGCCUUCUCCCCCACAGUCCUGCCCGACUGCCUCCCGCUGGCACCAAUGCUACCAGCUGACGACUCAAGCAUCAAUGCUGCUAGCACCAGCGGUAGCAGCACCAAGGGCAGCACCAGCCGCGCCACCAACACCAGCAACAGCAACACGAGCAGCAGCAGCAGCACCACCACCACCACUGCCACUGCCAGCAGCAGCAGCAGCAGCAGCAGUGCGCGUGGGUUACCAGCAGCGGGCAUCCUGGCAGCGAGUGAGUUCGUGGAGCCACUGGAUGGCGCCACACAGGCAGAGCUGAACCAAGUGCUGCUGGGGGACACGAAGGGGGGCGUGGCGGCACAGGGGCAGACGAUGCAGGGCCGGGUGAAGCAGGCGAUUGAGGCUGUUGGUUCGGCAUUGGAUAAGCUGAGGAAAAGAGGGUGA
Molecule: messenger RNA, 1095 nt
Organism: Closterium sp. NIES-65
Lineage: Eukaryota; Viridiplantae; Streptophyta; Zygnematophyceae; Desmidiales; Closteriaceae
Source: the annotation of a GenBank genome assembly